CGCGGCGGGACAGCGCCAGGCGCCGGACUCCUCUCUCUCCCGGAAGCGGAGCUAUGAACCCGUAAAGGCUCGCUGUGAGACAGCCGCGGUGGCGGAUACCGCCGAAGCAAAGAGCACCGAGGCCCCUGCGUUCGGGUGGUGCACCAUGGACGAAGCUGGCAGCUCUGCGAGCGGCGGGGGCUUCCGCCCGGGCGUGGACAGCCUGGACGAACCGCCCAACAGCCGCAUCUUCCUUGUGAUCAGCAAGUACACGCCCGAGUCGGUGCUGAGGGAGCGCUUCUCGCCUUUUGGCGACAUCCAGGACAUCUGGGUGGUGCGGGACAAGCACACCAAAGAGUCCAAGGGCAUUGCCUUCGUCAAGUUCGCCCGCAGCUCACAGGCCUGCAGGGCCAUGGAGGAGAUGCAUGGCCAGUGCCUUGGCCCCAACGACACCAAGCCCAUCAAGGUUUUCAUUGCUCAGUCCCGAUCAUCUGGAAGUCACCGAGAUGUUGAAGAUGAAGAACUUACAAGAAUCUUUGUUAUGAUACCAAAGUCCUACACAGAAGAAGAUCUGCGGGAAAAAUUUAAGGUGUAUGGAGAUAUCGAGUAUUGCAGCAUUAUUAAGAAUAAAGUCACUGGAGAAAGUAAAGGUUUGGGCUACGUACGAUACUUAAAACCAUCACAAGCUGCCCAAGCAAUAGAAAACUGUGAUCGAAGUUUUAGAGCAAUCUUGGCUGAGCCUAAAAAUAAAACAUCUGAAUCCUCUGAACAAGAUUAUUACAGUAAUAUGAGGCAAGAGGCUUUGGGACAUGAACCUAGAGUAAAUAUGUUUCCAUUUGUUGGAGAACAACAAUCUGAAUUUUCAAGUUUUGACAAGAAUGACAGCCGAGGCCAGGAAGCAAUCUCCAAACGCUUGUCAGUUGUAUCAAGAGUUCCUUUCACUGAAGAACAGCUUUUCAGCAUUUUUGAUAUAGUACCAGGAUUGGAAUAUUGUGAAGUUCAACGAGAUCCUUAUUCAAAUUAUGGUCAUGGAGUGGUUCAGUAUUUUAAUGUAGCAUCAGCUAUUUAUGCAAAAUACAAAUUACAUGGAUUUCAGUACCCUCCUGGGAAUCGAAUAGGUGUUUCCUUCAUUGAUGAUGGAAGUAAUGCAACAGAUCUCCUUAGAAAAAUGGCAACACAGAUGGUAGCUGCACAGCUUGCAUCAGUGGUGUGGAAUAACCCAAGUCAGCAACAAUUUAUGCAAUUUGGAGGAAGCUCUGGAUCACAGUUGCCUCAAAUCCAGACAGAUGUUGUACUUCCAUCAUGCAAAAAAAAGGCCCCUCCUGAAACUCCUGUGAAAGAAAGACUUUUUAUUGUGUUUAAUCCUCAUCCUUUACCUUUAGACGUAUUAGAAGAUAUAUUCUGCCGCUUUGGUAACCUGAUCGAAGUUUACCUUGUGUCAGGAAAAAAUGUGGGCUACGCCAAGUAUGCUGAUAGAAUAAGUGCAAAUGAUGCCAUUGCCACUCUACAUGGAAAGAUUCUGAAUGGGGUGAGACUUAAAGUUAUGCUGGCAGAUUCACCAAGAGAAGAAUCUAACAAACGGCAAAGAACUUACUGAUUCUUGAGAAACAGUAGCUCAAGAGCACAUGGAUCCUGGGAACUGAAGGUAUGGUAUUGGUAGGAGAUCAGACAGCAGUAUUCAGUUAAAAUAGCAAGGUAUAGUUCAUUCAUUAAUGGCCAUGCUUUGACAUUAUUUAAGAUAGAAAAGUUUUGUCCUUAGUAGAAAAUGUAGCUCCUACUAUACUUUGAGAAAGUUACCAGGCCCUGUGAAAAUUUAUUUGAGUGGUUAUCGGAGAAAAAGGGAGGUCUGUGACUGUCAUAUAUGAAUUGAAGGCAGUAUGUAGAUGUCAAGGUCCAUGUGAGCUAGCUAACCUAAGCUGUACCACUGUGGUACUCUUAGAAACUGCGUGUCUGACCAAAAUGCUGCAGUAGUGGCAGAAGGAAGGCAUUAGGAGACCAUUUUUAAACAGUUGUUUGUAUGUGAGGUACAAAACUCAAGAACCAUGUAAAAGGCAAGUACUGGUACUGUUUUCUCCAGAAAUUGGGGGAAAUACUGAGCACAGAAGAAUAACCAAAGUGCUUCUCAACAAUAACUUCAGUGAAACUAUGUUUUCUGAAUUCUUCAAAUUCUUUUCUGAUUUUGUAAGUAUAUGAUAUUAAAACUCCCUGCUUUUUUUGCUCAUAUAUUAAUAUUUUCUAGCAUUAGCAAGACAUAGGUAGCAGCAUUCAUUAGCUCAGAGUUUUUAAGGGUUUUGUUUGCUUGCUUAUUGUUUCUUUGUUGUUUUUUUAAUGCUAGAAAAAAAUUAAAGUCAUCUACUUUAAAAUUAUGUUCUAAUUUACUAGAAGAUGUGAUAUAUAAAAGUAUAAAAUUUCAUUUUUUUUCCUCUCUUUGUCAACAAAGCCUAUCUGGGUCAGGUGUGAUAGCUCACACCUGUAAUCCCAGCACUUUGGGAGGUUGAGGUGGGCGGAUCACUUGAGGUCAAGAGUUCAAGACCAGCCUAUCCAACAUGGUAAAUCCCUGUCUCUACUGAAAAAAAAUACAAAAAAACUAGCCAGUGUGGUGGCAGUCACCUGUAAUCCCAGCUACUAAGGAGGGCUAAGGCAGGAGAAUCACUUGGAGUAAUCCCAGCCACUAAGGAAGCUGAGGCAGAGGUUACAGUGAGCCAAGAUUUCACCACUGCACCGCAGCCUGGGUGACAAAGCAAGAUUCCAUCUCAAAAAUAAAAGUAAAAUAAAACAAAGCCUAUCCAUUGUGUUGGGUUUUGGCCCUAGGAGAUAAUUUUUACAUUCUUACAUCAUUUCUCCACUGGCACAAAAGACUUCUUCCCUCUUCUAUAUUAGUACAUUCAUAACUUAAUGUAAGUGCGAGCAUGAUCAUUUGAAGAAGGUAGAGAAGAAGAUUAUAAUCUGUUGCUUGGAGGACUGACUUUAGAAACAAUCUACAAUAGUUGCUGAGAGCACUGGACAGGGUGAGCUGCUUUGGCAAUGUCAAGACUGAACCAACAGUGGCAAAAAAAGAGUAUACUAGCAAAGAUAACACCUACUUUUGGUUUAUCAUCACCAAUUUCUACCAGUAUUUAUCUACCAGUAGGUACCGUCUUGGCUUAUUUCUUUCACCAGCAAUUUCUAACAGGACUUAUCUCCUAAUAAUUUUAGCCUAAAUCUGGGAAUCAUAGGCAACAAGGAGUCUAUUCCAGGUACUGUAAUGUCAUCCCUACAGUUUUAUUUACUAUGUUAACUCAAAGAAGGUAUUUCACACACAAAGAAAAUGGAAGUAGAUCUCCCUUACAUCAUCCUUAAAGAUUAGCAGCGUGCCUGGAAUACCCAACUUCUACCAAUUAGCUUUUAGCUAUUUGUAACAGGAAUUUAUCAUGUCUUCUAGAUCUUGUUGAUAUUAUUAGCCUUCAGUUCCCAGAAGGUGAGUUUCAUAUAUGGUACCCACAUUGCCUUCUUGGGUCUGUUUUCUCAUCUAGAAAAUAAGAAAGAUAAUAAUUAGUAGUAUAAAUGCAAGCCACUGCAAACCUCCUCUCCCGGUGCUCUAUAAAAAUAUCCUUGAAAACAUUAAAUAGGAAGAAAAUUCAUGUCAAUCAUAGAAACUUGGGUAAGAAUAGUGGAAACUAGAAUUUCUACUAAAUCAAAAUUUAGUAGAAUACCAGUAAGGGGUAGGUUUUUUUAAAAUGGCUGACUCCAAUUCAACAUCAGAACAUCUUGUUAAUAAAACAAGAUGACACCUUAGUCUCCCAUCUUCUAACACUCCUUAUUAACUUACAUAUGCGAAAGCUAUACUAUUGAUUUGAGACAGCUAUUGAGAGUCUUGUCAUAAUAGGCUUCUUUCUGCAUUCCUUCACUAGUGGCCCUGAAGCUGCACUAUGUUGGAGGUUUCCUUGAUUUAAGAGAACCACACCUGGCAUUCACCUCUGUAGGGGAGUCAUAAAAGAUCCUGCCUCUGACUAGAAGAGUAUGAAUGGCAAAGGUGACAUAACCAGCACAAAAAGACCUAUUAGCUUCUGCACAUCAGCUGAUCUAAAUCAGCUGAUACUUACAGAUGGGGAGCAGGGGAUAUAGAAUGUUCUUUUCAGCUUCUUUGACUUGAGAACUUUUAUCUUAUUGCAAGGAAGUCCCUUACCCUCUUCUACCCUAGAUCUGACAGACCUCCUGGGAUUUCCUGGGGGAAUGAAAUGAGCCUAACACCUCUGACCACCUGCUGGGUAUUAUGUCAGCACUUACUGGGUAGACUGGGAAAGAGCUGAAAGCAAUAUUCUGAGUCUGACAGUUCUCUGCAAUUGGCCUAGAUAACCUCAUUGAGAAAUAAGUAACUAAAUGGGCAAAAGAUUUGAACAAGCACUUCACAAAAGACCAAAAGAGAUGGCAGGGUUUUUGUUUGGUGGGGGAGGGUUCUUUUGUUUUGUUUUUGGGUUUUGUUUUGUGUUUUGGGCAGAGGACAGGGAUUGGAUGGAUUCCUUUUGUAAAGAAAUAUUAAAAUAUUCUCUUUAAUUUGACAAUUAAGUUUAAGAAUCUUUUAAAACUCAGAGUGUUCAACCAUAUUAGUCAUUAAUGAGCUGCACGUUAAAACUACAAUAAGAUACCCUAACAGUGGUAUGAACAGCAAGAAUUAAAAUGUUGACAAUACCAAGUACUGGUGACUGUGAAGCAGUAAGAACUGCUGGUGCAAAUGUAAGUUGGCUCAACCACUUGGGAAAAUGUUUGACAGUAUCUACUAAAGUUGAACAUAUGUACCCCCUCAACUCAGCAAUUCUACUUCAAGCAUAUAUCUAACCAAGAUGUGUACGUAUAUGUACCAAAAGAUACAUAGAAAAACGUUCUUAGUAUUAUUCACAGUAGCCUCAAAGUCCAUGAACAACCCCAAUGUCCAUGAACAGAAUGCAUAUAACACUCUAUAGCAAGGAAAUGAGCUAACUCUUGCUACACUUAACGAUUUGAAGGAACCUCACUAAGAUAAUGUUUAACAAAAGCAACCAGCCAACAAAA
Cebus imitator (Panamanian white-faced capuchin) is the source of this 5007-nucleotide messenger RNA. It is a transcript of the gene RBM45, whose product is annotated as RNA binding motif protein 45. The transcript has 10 exons. The coding region runs from base 146 to 1576 and encodes 476 amino acids. NCBI's taxonomy places the organism in Eukaryota, Metazoa, Chordata, Mammalia, Primates, Cebidae. Gene Ontology annotation, molecular function: RNA binding. The record is from RefSeq and is a predicted model, not a curated record. Gene Ontology annotation, cellular component: ribonucleoprotein complex.